Danio aesculapii is the source of this 3054-nucleotide messenger RNA. RefSeq names its product RAB6B, member RAS oncogene family a (gene rab6ba). Gene Ontology annotation, molecular function: GTPase activity; GTP binding. Lineage: Eukaryota; Metazoa; Chordata; Actinopteri; Cypriniformes; Danionidae. The transcript is spliced from 8 exons. Bases 151 to 777 code for a protein of 208 amino acids. The record is from RefSeq and is a predicted model, not a curated record.
UGCGCAAACAGCUCUUCAGUCUGACAGCCGAUCCAGUGCAGCAUUCCCGUCUCCAAACGCACAGGAGCGCCGCUUUUUUCCAUCGCGCUGCCCCAUCCACACAUUUACACCGGUGGGAACACGCUGCUUAAACAAAACAAGCCCUCCAACAUGUCUGUGGGAAAUGACUUUGGAAACCCUUUAAGGAAAUUCAAACUCGUCUUUCUUGGAGAGCAAAGCGUGGGGAAGACUUCCCUGAUCACACGCUUCAUGUAUGACAGCUUUGACAACACAUAUCAGGCUACAAUUGGAAUCGACUUCCUGUCAAAAACCAUGUAUUUGGAGGACAGAACGGUUCGAUUGCAGUUGUGGGACACGGCAGGCCAGGAACGUUUCAGGAGCCUCAUCCCAAGCUAUAUAAGAGACUCCACUGUAGCUGUGGUGGUGUAUGACAUCACAAAUGUGAAUUCGUUUCAACAAACUUCCAAAUGGAUCGAUGACGUGAGAACGGAGCGAGGAAGUGAUGUCAUCAUCAUGCUGGUGGGCAAUAAAACAGAUCUGGCAGAUAAGAGGCAGAUCACGAUUGAGGAGGGAGAGCAGAGGGCCAAAGAGCUGAGUGUGAUGUUUAUCGAGACCAGCGCCAAGACGGGUUACAACGUCAAGCAGCUGUUUCGACGUGUGGCAGCUGCCCUUCCAGGAAUGGAGAGCAUGCAGGAGACAAGCAAAGAAGGCAUGAUCGACAUUAAAUUGGACAAACCACAGGAGCCUCCAACCACUGAAGGCGGAUGUUCCUGUUAAUAACUCACAUUUGAACAGUGUCAUCUACACACCACGUGCUUGUUGUGUUGCUUCCUCUUGGUUUGCUUACAGUUGUGUUUUCAAAUUGGAUAUUUGGCCUUCCCAUCUGACUUUCAGUAGAACUGGGUGGAAUCAGUGUUACAUCGCUUGCAAAUGUAAAAUAGUAUACUUUAGUAACAAAAUUGCCAAAAAUCCUAAAAAUUCGAAAAGUAAAGGGCAAAAAUCCACAAAAAUGUCCAACGUGUAUACUUUUUGAAAAUGUAGAAGGUAGAUUCUUUUCUUUUGUUUUGUAUUUUUGUAUACGAGGAUGAACUCUAAAGCGAUUCUGACAAGAAAAUCCUAGCCAUGAAAGCAGGAUUCGUUUAAAAGCAAGAGAGCAGUUCAAACUACAAAUGACCCAUAAAAUACGGCAAACUUGCAUGUUAGCCAUGUUUUUAAAGUAUCAUCUCAAUCCUGCUAGCUACUGUGCACAAGAUUAUGUGAAUGCGGACUUUUUGUGACUCAAGGCACUUAAUUUAAUCAAUUAAUUUUGUUGCUUUUGUUUGUAAUUUUACCUUUCAGUUUUAUGUGAGUUAAUGUAGAUAAUGUGUCAUCCCAGAUCUGCCAUAAUCGCUUUUUCAAGAUCUUUUAUGCACAGUUCAUGUUUUAAUUGCACAGCUUAUUGAAUGUUUACAGCACUUUUUUUUAUCGUUUUUCUUUAUCGCGCUGAAGGAAAACAGCUUAAUAGCAAGGAAGGACGCUCUUUAUUUUGAGGAAUGCUUUUUUUUAUUCUGUAACUCAAUUAUUAGGACAUUUCUAACAUAUUGAAGAGUGUCACAAGACUUUAAAGUCUGCACGAAUUAGAAGUUACUGCAGAUUUUAUUCCAGCAGGAUGACCAUUCUUAACUGAAACUGAAUAUUGAGUAGGGGGCAGGGUUUUAUUUUUGAGCUCCUUCUCUUAUCUUUCACUAGCAGCAAACUAACGGUUUUAGGGGCGUGUCUAAGCAUAUUUUGCCCAAGCUGUCAAUAUGACAUCCUCAAAGAAGGACUGCCAUUCCAGAGCAGAAGUAAAUGGUUAGAUUUUGAUGAAAUGUUUACCAAAACAAACCUGUUUUUUCAUUAACUUGCAUGGAUUAAUUGUUAACCUUAAAACUAACAAUGUGCGCUAGCAAAAUAAACAUUGUAAAUGUUGAUUUCACUUAGACUUUAAGGUUGACAGAGGAGCAAAUCAUGCACAUUUAAACCUGCUUCAUUCCUAAUUAAUUGAUUGGAAUAAUUCAUUUGCACGGCAGCAGUUUCCACACUGAUUCAUCCAACGGUCCAAUUCUGUUGUAAAUACAUCAGCUGUCGUUUUCGAACAGGCUUUAUUACCAGAAAUACAAAGAUGGGACAUUCCUCCUCCUCAAAACAAACUAUAGUUCACUUUUAAGAGUUAGCGUUAUGCAGCAUUAUAGUGUUUGCCUUGUGUAAGGAAACCCCCUCAUGUCUACAGCUGCUCGUUGGGGCCGGUAAGCUGUAGUGCACUGACCAGGGGGACACACAUUGUGUAGUAUAUCAGUUUAAUUCAAAUGUAUUUCAUGUGAAUCUUUAAUGCACUUUUUCAAGAAAGAAAGUUGUAAAUGUUUCAAAAUUGCUGUCAAAUGUCUGUCCUUGAAACCACUUUAGAGUUCAACUGUAGCUAACAUCUCCGUGAGGGUCACUGUACAGAUAAACUCUUUGUAAAGUUGCUUCACACGUAAUGCCAGAAACAAGUCAGAACUUGCUAUUUGUGACGUAGAUGAAUGAACACACACAACGUAAGAACCAAAAUGAUGAAACGGCGAUUUCUAAGUAUUUAGCAUUUAGCCGGAAUGCAGUGAACCACACUGAUGGAACAUUCGGAAGCUCAAAAGGGAAAAUCUGAUUCGUCUGUGCCGAUCAAUUCUCAGAAACACUGGAAGAUGUCACUUAUCGCAAGCUGGAUAUUUAUUGAUGACUAAUGAGUUUUGUUUACAUUUGGUUUUCUUCACUUGCUCUCUUCUGAAUAGUCAUUUUGAUUUUAAAAGGGUGCAAUGGACUCGUAUCAUUAGUGUACCUGUAAUACCGGUAGUCAUUGUGAUGGACAUCAGCCUCGGGUGAAUGUCUGUGCGUGAGUUGAGUUCUGCUUUUAAAGGGUGCAACUUUUCCCUGUGUAUAUGUUUUAGCUCAGUGGAGCCAGCCUGAUUGAUUCAGAGCUUGCUUUACCAUUCACACUGUAUAGAAAUCUAGCAUGUCGGUCCAAAUCAGUAAAAUCAAUAAAAGUGUCUUAUUACCAAGAAA